Scaptodrosophila lebanonensis is the source of this 3058-nucleotide messenger RNA. RefSeq names its product membrane alanyl aminopeptidase. The coding region runs from base 141 to 2930 and encodes 929 amino acids. Gene Ontology annotation, cellular component: cytoplasm. Lineage: Eukaryota; Metazoa; Arthropoda; Insecta; Diptera; Drosophilidae. Gene Ontology annotation, biological process: proteolysis; peptide catabolic process. The record is from RefSeq and is a predicted model, not a curated record. The transcript is spliced from 6 exons. Gene Ontology annotation, molecular function: metalloaminopeptidase activity; peptide binding; zinc ion binding.
AAUUGCUGAUAUAGUUGGUUAGUGAGACUGUUCCUUAUAAAUUGAAGCGAACAUGAGUGGCAAGGUUUAGUUGUUAAACGUCUGCUAACUAACUAGUCUCGAUUAAUGAGCUAGUAAAAAUCCUUAAAUCGAUCGAAAAAAUGUACGGGAUACGUUUGCUUGUUGUCCUGACAGCGUGUCUGUCUAUCGUCCUAGGCGACACUCGUGUACUAGAUCAACCCGUUCCGUUCGCUGACGAGAAUUACAGACUGCCGAUCAACAUUAAUCCCGUCAACUAUAACAUCACAUUGCGUCCCUAUUUGCUGGAGAGCGAUGGCGACAGGCGUUUCCAGUUCGACGGUGAGGUAUACAUUGAGGUGAAGCCAACUGAAACCACAGGCACAAUAUCGCUGCACUCCAAGAGCUUGACUUACACUAAAUGUGAAUACUGGACUAAGACGACGGGCACCCCAACGCCUCAAAAUAUAACCAUCACUGCUCCCAACAAUGUUACCGAUAUAUGGGCGAUACCGCUAUCAAGCCAGUUAACAGCUGCUAAUUCCUACAUUUUUCAUUUUGUCUACGUCGGUCUUAUGGAGGAUGACAUGCACGGUUUUUAUCGUAGCUACUACACAGACGACAACAAUCAAACCAAAUGGCUUGGAUCUACGCAGUUCCAAACGAAUCAUGCGCGUCGCGCCUUCCCCUCCUUCGAUGAACCUCAGUUCAAGGCUACAUUCGAUGUUACCCUUAUACGCCACAGGUCCUACAAUGCUGUGAGCAAUACCCGCAGAAUUAGCUCCUCAUCUGCAAAUGGGGAAUACUAUACAGAUGUUUUUGCAACAACGCCAACAAUGUCUACUUACUUGUUAGCUUUCAUCAUUUCUGAGUUUACGACGCGUACAGAUGGUGUCUUUGGCGUUCUGUCGCGUCCUGAAUUCUACGGACAGACUCAGUACAGUUUCACUGUCGGUCCUCAGAUCCUUGCUAAGCUGGGAGAAUACCUUAACUUAAGUUACUAUGAUCUUGGUAAUGACAAAAUGGAUAUGGCUGCUAUACCUGAUUUCUCAGCUGGUGCCAUGGAGAAUUGGGGUCUGCUCACCUACAGGGAGCGCAGCCUGCUCGUUGACGAGUCGGCUACCACGCUCGCUUCCCGACAAUCUAUAGCUGCCGUUGUAGCGCACGAACAGGCUCACAUGUGGUUCGGAGAUCUUGUCACCUGUCAAUGGUGGAGCUAUACCUGGCUGAAUGAGGGCUUUGCACGCUACUUCCAGUACUUUGGCACCGCUUUUGUUGAGACAGAGUGGGAUCUAGACAAGCAGUUCGUCGUCGAUCAAAUUCAGUCUGUCAUGAGCAUGGAUUCAACGAAUGCCACAAAUCCGCUUAGUGACGAAGACACCAACACACCAGCUGAUCUCAGUCGAAUGUUUAACAGCAUUUCCUAUAACAAGGGUGCCUCCUUCAUACGAAUGAUCGAGCACACAAUGGGAUCGGAUAAUUUCCAAAAAUCAUUGCAGAAAUACUUAGCAGACAACCAAUAUAAACCAGCAUAUCCUAAGCUUCUGCUAGACGCUUGGCAAUUGUACUGGCCCGAAAACAGAUUUAAUUCCAGCUCUGAGGACAUAUUCAACAGCUUCACUACUCAAGUUGGAUACCCUCUGAUUAACGUCGAUUUGGCUCAAGAUGGGCGAAGUGUUAAAUUCAGCCAACAACGAUUUUUGCUUAAGGACAAAGAUAUUUCUAAUUCCAAUCUUGCCUAUUAUGUGCCAAUCACUUACACGACCAAUGUAGAAAAGAACUUUAACGAUACUUCAGCCAAGUUUAUCCUCAAGCCCUCCGAAACGAAGGAAGAAACUCUAAGUCAAAACGCUAGCUGGAUAAUUGCCAAUAUUCAGGAGACAGGUUACUAUCGUGUCAACUAUACAGAGAGCAACUGGAAUGGUAUUCGAAAGGCACUGUAUGAGUCGAGCUGGGGUGGCAUCUCCGAGCUAAAUCGGGCACAAGUGGUCGACGAUCUGUUCAACUUGGCACGCUCCAGUGGUAUUACCUACGAUUUGGCAUUGGGUGUGUUGGAGUACCUGGAGACAGAGACUAACUAUAUACCAUGGACAUCGGCGUUCAAUGGCUAUAACUUUUUGGCCAUACGACUGGGAACAGACACGGCACAUUUUGGCAACUACAUACAGCAUCUGACAUACAAGGUCUAUAACCAACUGGGCUUCUACGAACUUAACACAGACAGAGCCCUGGACAUUUAUCUGCGCACCAAAGUGCUCUCCUGGGCUUGUCGCUAUGGCAGUUCCGAUUGCAUCUACCAAGCUAAGAACUACUUUAAGUAUUUGGAUUCAGUUCCAAAGAACAUUCGCUCAGUUGUUUACUGUGUAGGCUUACGUGAGGGAGGCACAUCAGAGUUUGAAUCCUUGUACAACAAAUUCAAAAAAGAAACAGUGGCCACCGAAGAAACUCUGCUACAGAACUCGUUCGGUUGUGUGAAGCAACAGGCUCUGAUUGAGCGUGUUUUCAAAUUGGUGAUCUCUGAUGAGAUCCGCAGACAGGACAAGUCCUCUGUGCUAAGCACGCUGUAUACAGAGAACAAUGAGAACGUGAGCCCUGUUUUCAAACUGGUCACAGAACAGCAUGAAGAAUUGGCCGAAGCCAUGGGCAGUUAUUCCGCUGUUGCGACGGUUAUUUCCAACCUUGCUGCACGCUUCACUGAAGAGUCACAGAAAAAGGACUUGGAGGACUUCACCACCAACAACAAACAUAAGUUCGGUAGCUCUGCCACCACUCUCGAAACCGCUGUGAAAACAGUGGAAGAGAAUUUGGUGUGGGCCAACGAAAAGCUGGGCACUUUCCGCACAUACCUCGCCUCCCGCAAUGGCGCCGCCACUAAGAGCGCGUUCACCGCACUUACCCUGGUACUUCUGGCCCUGGUCACACUAUUACGCUAAGAAGUAGAUAAAGGAGAUAAAGCUACGAGCAAUAUUAUAUGUACAUACUACUCGUAUAUGUGCGAGGAAGUCAAAAUCUGUGCCGUGCACUUAAAUCCAAUAAAAGUAUUUUAAAUUUGUACAACUCA